AUAAACAACAGGAAGUGGUGUUUUCCCGCCCCUCGCCAGCUUGACGCCGCUCGGGCCCGGUCAAAACAAAGCCGCCGUGUUAAAAACGCUGCGUAUUAAAAAAAAAAACAACUAAAUUAUUCACGAGCGGCUCCGUCCGGUCGUCGGUUCACCGGGUUACGGCGCGUUUCGGCGGCGGCAUUGUGUCGCCUUGUCCCCGCGGUUCGCGUCGCUUCCCCCCGCGGGGAGUUUUUGUUCUCGGCGGGCUGGACAUGGAGACGGCUAACGGGCGUCUGCUGCUAGGUAACCUGAGAGCGGCGGCGGGGAGCGGUUAAAGCAACCGGGGAGCGGGUUUGAAACGACCGGCCGGAUUGAUAAACCCCCCGGUAGCAUGGUGGAGUAGGCGGCCGCGGUGUAGACGCUUAUCGGGCUCCUCCGACGGACGGUUCGCUCUCACCGGGCGGGGAUCACCAUGGCCCCGGGGUCUCUGGUGGCGGCCUGCCGCAGCCUGGCCCUCUCUACGUGGCUGCUCUCCUUCUGCUUCGUCCACCUGCUCUGCCUGGACUUCACCGUGGCCGAGCGGGAGGAGUGGUACACCGCCUUCGUCAACAUCACCUACAUGGACCCGGCCACCUCGGAGCUCCGCACCGAGAAGACGGAGUGCGGUCGGUACGGGGAGCACUCUCAGAAGCGGGACGCCAAGGGGGUGGUGGUCCUUCCCGCAGCCCCGCACGACCGCCAGGCCUGCGACCCCAACACCAGGUUCGCGGUGCCCGCACAGGCCGGGGCCUGGAUCGCGAUCAUAGCCCGGGGCAACUGCACCUACAAGGACAAGAUCCGCCACGCCGCAGCCCACAACGCCUCGGCGGUGGUCAUCUUCAACGUGGGGUCGGCUAACGCUAACGACACCAUCACCAUGCCCCAUCCAGGUAUGGGUGACGUGGUCGCCAUCAUGAUCCCAGAGCCAAAAGGCCGCGAGGUUGUGUCGCUGCUGGAGCGUAACGUGACGGUCACCAUGACGAUCACCAUUGGGACGAGGAACCUGCAGAAAUACGUGAGCAGGACGUCGGUGGUGUUCGUGUCCAUCUCGUUCAUCGUGCUGAUGAUCAUCUCUCUCGCCUGGCUCGUCUUCUACUACAUCCAGAGGUUCAGAUACGCCAACGCACGAGACCGCAACCAGCGUCGUCUCGGCGAUGCUGCGAAAAAAGCCAUCAGCAAGCUACAAGUCCGCACCAUCAGGAAGGGCGACCAGGAGACGGAGGCCGACUUCGACAACUGCGCCGUUUGCAUUGAGGGCUACAAGGCCAACGACGUGGUCCGCAUACUGCCCUGCAGACAUUUAUUCCAUAAGAGCUGUGUGGAUCCGUGGCUGCUGGAUCAUCGCACAUGUCCCAUGUGCAAGAUGAACAUCCUCAAAGCCCUCGGCAUCGCUCUCAAUGCAGAUUGUCUGGAUGACCUGCCGUUGGACUACGACCUGGCCCUGGGCGGUGUCGGUGGGGUUGGCGUAGGUGGAGUCGGGGCCCUGGCCCUGGAGGCUGUGGUGUCUGGGGCAUCCAGUGAUGGCACACUGAGCGAAGGCGGCUCCUCGGUGGUGCUGGAUCCCGGUGUGCGACGCGUGGGACUCCCUCAGGACUACCAGGACCCUGACACCCUGAGAGACAGCCCUGUGACGGCAACCACCGACACACACACAGGUGAGCUACAGCCAAUGGCAAGCAGCGCCUCAGUGGCAUCCUUGGUCAUCACCGUGGAAACGGGUCUCUCAGAUGAGGAAGGGUCCAUGGAGCAGUCUCAGCUGGGGGACAAGUCCUGAGAGGAGCCUUACGGAGCCAAAAACAGACUGAUCCGACUGAUCAGGCAUCAGUUUCACCUGAAGCUCCAGAGAACGACCUGACUGAAACCAGAUCUGAACCAAACCCGACUGUACCCAUGACCUUUGACUGGUUCCAAGUGGAAACCCAGCACCAGCACCAGUGUUUGACUGGGUUGUUUUUCCCCUUGGACCCUGCUAAACCAAAACAACUUGUCUGGACCCCAAGUGGACCUGAGCCAGACUAGAAGCCGUGUCUAGUCUUUGUUUUGCGGACCCAAGUUGAAUAAAUAUGUGUGUGUUGGUUCUCAUCUGGAUUCAGAGGAAACUUACCGACCUGGUUUGGCCUCUAGUCUCCUGUCGGACACGUUGGACCCAGGACCUAACCUGGACUAACGUGACCUCGGUCUUCCCCUUGGCUCUCCUCAGUUAAACUGGAAUAUAACUCAGUCUACCUAUCUGUUGUCGCUUCGUGCAGAUGUCUUAAUCAACCCACAUUUGCCUCAGUUCAUGGUGUUUCUAGAAAUAGACGACCCAACUUUCUUUCCGGUCCGACCCAUCUGUUGUUUACUUCUGACAAACUUCCACGGUGACGGAAAGUAGUUAAAAUAGAAAUCCUGUCACUCAUUUCAAACAUUGGUGAUCUCACCGUUCAUCUCCUGACUUUAGAAAGACAGACGAGAUUCAAACUGAGUGCCAUCACUCAGAGAACAUGAGUGCGAUCUCAAACUCGCCUCGAUACAAGCGUGAAACAGGGUUGAACCCGAGAAAGUCGGCUGCCAAAUUAGGAUACGCUCUUUGAAGGUCAACGUUCUCCUUCAUCAGCAAAUCUGGAGGAUCUUGAUAAAUGCAUGAGAACUCCAAAAAACGGGUUGUGUGUGUUUUUUUUUGUUUGUUUGUUUUGUUUUUUAAGUAUCAGAGCGAUCCAGGCCAGGAAUCUGGAUUUACCUGCAUAUUUCUACCCGUUCUACUUCAGUAAGGAGUGUUCUUGUCUCUGGACCUUUAGUGGGAUACUCUGUUACCUGGUUUUCCAGGUAGAGAGGCACGACAACUAAACAUAACUCAACGGGACUCUUGUCCUGGUCUGGAUUCAUGAAGAUUUAAUCUCUGGUUAAUUUCAUUAAUUUUUGAUUUGCCUGCCAAUGUGCCAGGUGCUCGAUCUGCGAUGACUGACUUUCAUUUUGGAAAGGAAGACUUUUAUUUUGAAAGGACACACCAGCUUCUCUGGGCAGAGGAUUCAGUUGUUCAGUUUGUUUCUCUCUCUUUUUUUUUUUUUUCUGGUGUUUGACGGUGGCAGUAUUACAGCUACAGUUUGACUGCAGUAUUGAAUAGCAACUACACACAGUAUUUUAUUUUUUUCCCUUUUUGCCUGUCUGUAUAAUUGUAGGCUCCUUUUAAUCUUUAUAAUACUCCGACAGUAUUUGGUUUGGAUGCUUUCUGUCCUCGGCUGUGGUUCCAAACAGGGUUCCUAUGUGCGUCUGUGACAACGACAGUUGAUCAUGACUGUUUGCAGGGCUGUACAGAAUAUUAUCUGGUAGGAGAAAGGUUGAUAAAAUGUAGAAUUUAGUACAACAGAUGAUGAAAGGUAUGAAACUAGUAACAAAUCUCGCAGCUUUGGGUCUUCGAACGUACUCUGAGAAAAUGGUUAGGAGAAAAGUGCCGCCAUGACAGAGGAGUUUUCCUUUUUAAGUAGUGAUAGUAACACAGUUUAAACUAUCCGUAACGCUGGGCAGACACUGCAUGUUUUUAUUGACUCAUGUCUAGAACCAGCGACUGUACGUAAGAAUUGACGUGGUGAUCACCGUGACCAGUAAUAAUACGCCAAAUCAGGUUGUCCAGCACCAAUGCCAAUAAAGUUUAUUCCAUGUCGUCAAGAUUGAGCAGGUUUCCAUCUAAUCGUCUACACUUACGGAGACAAACAGCUGGUGGCGCUGAUUUUAAGGUGCCAUUGUAGGAGACAAUGUAACUAAUCGAGCGCCACCCAGCCGCAAAGGGCGAAAAAUGUAGAAAACAUGAUGAACAUUUCGUGUUGGCGUCUUGUAUUCAAUUGAAUAACUGCCAAUGUUCUUUGGUGCCUUAGUUUACUCACAAACUUUGUUGCGCUCACAUUUGCGUUUAUCGAUACACCAACUCUUUCGCCAACUUUUGUUGCAAAUUGAAUAUGCACGUAAAAACAAGUCGAUGAAGACCAACUUAAUCUUGACACAAAAACAGAAAGGCUGCCCAAUAAUGCUGACACAAGCUAUAUAAUGUAUGAUUUAACUGCAGCCAUGUCUGAUCUUCCAACAGUCCAAUUGUUUAAAUGUUGAGGCAACGUAAUCAGGUGCUCUGGCAGAAAGUAGUCGCCAAUUUGUGGGUUUACAAAUCUAGUUUAUUGCAUAUAGUGUCUGCCCGGCUUUAGAUACAGGAGUUUCCUCAUCAGUCUUCUAUCGUGGCCGUCUCUCCUGAGUCGUAACAUUCGGUUAAAAUACCAUGUAGGAACCCUGUCUAUAGCGCUGCCUGGUUUCGUUGUUUUACUGUCCGUCCGUCUGCCUGACCACACGUGUCCGUAACCACGGCCCCCAUGCUGCCUUUUUGAAAACACAUUUACCUUUAACCCUGACAAUCAAGGAUCAGAUCUUGUAACUUGCUGGUCAGGGAUCUUUUCUCUGAGCUUCGGCAAACCUAAGAAGCGUUUUGUUUGUUUUGUUUUUUUCCAAACCUGCAUGUCUGUACACCACACAGGAUGUUAGCUGCCAUUACCGUUAAAUUAAACGCCACCAAAACAAGCUGUGAAGCACGAAAAAUACGUACCCAAGUUACAGAGCUGUAGAAAUAGAUUACCAGAUUUAGAGAGACAGAGUUUAGCAAAGAGUCCUUCCUUGCUUUAGUGAGUGUAGUUCAGCUCAAAAGUCGAGCAUGUAAAUAUAAAAAAACGCGUAUUCCACAAAUUCACUGCGUCACGCGGCAUCGCGGACGGUUUGCCAAACCUGGUGUGCAGACUGCGUAGGGCUGCUGCGGUGGCAUCGCAACAGCAACAGCGAGCUUCCCGAAAACUAAGAGAGAUAAAGAUUGUCAUCUAUUUUGAUACCAGAGGAGACGUUUAUUUUUGUAACGAAGACACCCAGCAGCAAAGACUGAUUUCCUUCCCUUCGUGACCCGGUGAUUCCUCAAUGAGAUUGAGUAUUCAUCGGCCAGAUUUAAGUGUUGAUUAUUUGUGUAAUUGUACAUACUUACAGAACGAUAAAGACCAUGACGAUAUGAAUCUAAACUAUUGAAAUUUCUGUCUGUAAACCUUCAGGAUUUUGGUUGUUGAUGUAGCCCGAUGAAAACCGAACCUGAGAGGAUUGAGCCCAAUGGUAGGCUGCAGAACCAGCACAGUACUGUUUGUUUUGAAACCAUUUUUUUCCACCAAGUCUUCCAAGUCUUUCAUUGCUGAAAGUUAAAGAAUGGCUUGGAAAUCCCAACAUUUGCCUUCUGAAACAGAAUUUGGUACCAAGACCUUUUAAAGGCCUUGAGUGUACAUAGUAGUAUUUGUCAGAUGGAAGUAAUUUCCAGGACCUGUGAACGUCCAACUCGCCUCUGAAAUAAAGAAGAACCUGAUGAGAUUUGUAGUUGCCAUUCAUCUCAGUCUAUAGCAAGGUUUUUCGUGAUGAAACGUAAGUGUCAGAAGCAGUACUUCCGUUGGUUUCAGGUCCUACCAAUGAGUUCAUUUUCUCUCAGACUCUCAGAAAACUGGAAGACUUUGAGCAUUUUUGAAGCUCCCUCCUGAUCUUUCCUCUCUACUCACAGUUCAAUAUCAGUCAGUUACCCUUUAUAUAACAAACACUACUUAAUUUAAACACCUGUAAAGUGGUGGAGAGCGUAUUUGCUGUAAUAUAUGAAAUCAUGAAUGAUGACGCCUUUUGUCUUGGCCAAUUUUCAGUGAAUGAUGUUUUAAUUAAAGUCACUUCCUCUGUGUUAUAAGCUUUAUUUUCAAGGGAUUUCAUUGAAUAUCAUGUUUUUACUUUUGCACUGCUGUUUAAAAAAAAAAAAAAUGUGACUGCAAUUCUGUUGCCACCGUAGUGAAAGUGAACUGAUUGAACCCUCUGAAUCCAUUUCUCUAGUUUUUCUCUGAGAGACUGAGGCUGCUUUGGCAUGUUGGUCCCACCACCUCUUAGUUUUGAUAUCAAGUGUCAAAUACUAUUUCGUUAGCAUCCGAAAUGUGUCCACGGAAAUACAAGGUUGGCAUUGAAUGUCUGAUUUAAAUCAAAGUUUUCCAGUUUUAGCCAAUGUUUUGUAUGGCUGCUUGUGUUUGAGUUUAGUUUAGUUAUAUAAAAUAAAAAAUAUUGCUUUGGUUUUGGUGCCAAAACUUGCGUAUCCGCAAUAUUUUCGAACAGUACCCAGUCACUAAUUGGGAUGCUUAUGAUACUAUCCAGUAAUGAAUGGAGAUCUUCUUCUGGCAUCGUUCUGGAAACGUUUAUCACAAUCCAGAUUCAAAAGAAAGUUUCUUGUAUUUUGUGUUACGAGACAGAAAAAAUGUUAACGUAACACCAAAUGUGACGGCCGUUUCGUGAACGCAUUAUGUCGUUACUAUGACUGUUAUAUAAUUAUGGAUCUUAAUAAUACCUUUUUUUAUUCUUUAGUAAGCUAACGGGUUAAAAACGGGACCCUCGUGUCACUGCCAGUAAUGACGUCUGAUUGGUUCUUUGUUUUCCCAGGAUGCCGUGGUUUGAUCGGUUGCUCGGCUUCUUUUUGUUGAUGCACUUUAAUUCUGUUUCCCUGGAAGGUUCUGGACGAGUCUCUCCCUUUGACUUUAUACUUUUGUGGUUUUCUCUUCGCUCUCUUCAUGUUUUCGACUCUCGUGACUCUUUGCUUUACGUUGCUCUACUUAUUUUUGGCUUUUCACGAUCAGUUUUUGUUGUUUUCUAGCUCGUCUUCCCUCAAAAUUUCUAUGUUGAUGUAAAUGUAUGGGAUUGUUUUCAGAACUAUGUUUGCAGGUCUAUAUUAAACUACACGUUAUGUGUUUUUGUAGACUGACUGCCAUAUAUUUUGCCAUGUAUUGUCAUUUGUUUUGUAGUUUCUGAUCUCCUUGCUUAAAUCGGUGACUCCUGAGCCACGUUAUCCCAUCCGGAUUAUACUUUUUAAUCUCCACACAGCCUGCUUGUAGGUGGGUUUUGAAUACAUUUCAGAUUUUCUGCUAGUGUUAGGUUAGCAUUUAAUCACGUCUAUAGAGGAGGGCAUCAACGGCAAAGAAAACAAAGUGAAAGAGCAAAUAGGAAAUUUCAGAUCCUUCCAGAGAGACGUGGAAAAUUCAGACGAUCCGAUGCAUUUGUAGCCAUAGUAACCCCUCUGCUACCAGGACGACAGGGUGUGAAAUGGUGUGUGUGUGUGUGUGUGUUUCUACGAUAUUGUUUUAACGAGUGUCUGUUUGUGUGGUUGUCCUGUGCACGCAAACACAAACAGUACCCACAUACACGCGUGUAAAUACAAAGGUGCCGUGACGCCAUGUUGUUUCUGUGUUUCAGUUGUUGCACGUGUUCUGAUCCAGGACAGAAUUUAAAUAAAAUUUUAUUGCAAGUUUUUGUUUUUA
Messenger RNA from Larimichthys crocea (large yellow croaker), 7340 nucleotides. RefSeq names its product ring finger protein 150b (gene rnf150b). The transcript is spliced from 6 exons. Bases 452 to 1792 code for a protein of 446 amino acids. NCBI's taxonomy places the organism in Eukaryota, Metazoa, Chordata, Actinopteri, Sciaenidae. The record is from RefSeq and is a predicted model, not a curated record.